AUGGAUAUAAAGUUUAACAUGACCACCAAACAAAAAGUAGUCUUUAGUUGUUUGCAAGCCGCACAUGCUCAGGAUUUUCUCCUUGUUAUUCCUAUUGAUGAGUUAAGCCAACAUAUGCCAGUGGUGGAGUACCAUAAUAUCCUGAGAUACCGUCUUAUUAUUACCUUAUUUCCUUUUGAUGAAGUUUGCCCUAUUUGUUGUAAGGCAUGCUUGAAUACAUUUGGGGAACAUACAAUUCAUUGUAGGGAGAUUCCAAGCUUCAAAUACCAACAUGACCUUGUUAUGGAUGACUUUUUUGAUAUAUUUCAGCGAGUUGGAGUAUCUGUGAUGAAAAAUGCUUCUAGAAAUUUCUUGACUGACCCAUAUGAAGGGAUAUCAACACUUAGUGCAACAAAUGUUUUAGUGUACGAGUGA
Molecule: messenger RNA, 414 nt
Organism: Lathyrus sativus (Indian pea)
Lineage: Eukaryota; Viridiplantae; Streptophyta; Magnoliopsida; Fabales; Fabaceae
Source: the annotation of a GenBank genome assembly